Molecule: messenger RNA, 1168 nt
Organism: Aspergillus fijiensis CBS 313.89
Lineage: Eukaryota; Fungi; Ascomycota; Eurotiomycetes; Eurotiales; Aspergillaceae
Product: SDR family oxidoreductase
Exons: 3
Coding region: 1-918 (305 amino acids)
Source: RefSeq, a predicted model, not a curated record
AUGAACCCCGUCAACACCAAGCCCUACCAGCUCCCCGCCGAUGCAACCUGGUUCAUAACCGGCUGCUCCAGCGGUAUCGGCCGCGCGCUGGCCACGCACGUCGCUGCUCAACGCGGCCACCGCCUCAUUGCGACCGCCCGCAACCCUGCCAGCCUCUCCUACCUGCCCGACGACAACCCCUCGAUCCUCAAGCUCGCACUGGACGUGACCUCCCCCGAGGCGGUGGACGCCGCCUUCGAGGCCGCGGCAGCCCACUUCGGGGACAGCUACUACAUCGACGUGCUGGUCAACAACGCAGGCUACCCGCUGUCCGGAGACAGCGAGGCCGUGACCGAGGCGGAGAUGCACGACGAGUUCGAGACCAACUUCUUCGGGACGGUGCGCGUCGCCCUGAAGGCUGUGGCGGUGAUGCGGCAGUCGCCCACGCGCCGCGGUGGGCUCAUCUUCAACGUCUCCUCCGUGGCGGGCGUGUGCGCCUUCCCGGGACAUGCCUUCUACCACGCCAGCAAGUUUGCAGUCGAGGGGUGGACCGAGUCGGUGGCACGGGAGAUGCACCCUGAUUGGAACAUCAACUUCUGCAUCGUCGAGCCCGGCGCCGUCAAGACCAACUUCGAGACGACCAGCAAGAAGCACAUCAAGCCGCACGAGGCCUACGCCGCGCCCGAUCUGCCAGCCAGGCAGCUCGAGGUGUUUGUGAAGAAGGGGCUCGAGGCGGGCGUCGGGGUGCAGCCCGAGCAGGUGGCGCAGGUGUUGUAUCAGGUGGCGGCCCGCGGCGAGAAGGUGCCGCUGUGGUUGCCGCUGAGCGGGACGGCCAUCAUGCUCAUCACGGCCAAGCUGAACGGCAGACUGCAGGAGCUGGAGAGUAACAAGGAGUUGAGUGCGAUCGACAAGGACCAGGCCCAGUUCAAGCUUAACUAGAGUGUCUGGUUUGCCUGUUGUCCUCGGGGUCUAUGUUGACAUUCACUUAUUUGGAGUGAUGAAGCGAUGUAGAAGACUGGAUACAAAUCGAUGGUUCUUUAUCUCAAUACGCAUUUUGACAGUGUUUCGCCGCUCGAAUGAAAGGAAUUUCAAGAUAUCCAAUUAGUUUACGGUGUGCUUUAAGGAUACUAGAAUUAUCGACUUAGGCGGAGAGCCUAGCUUCUACAUAGAAUAGAGUACUAGGUACGGG